Molecule: messenger RNA, 1169 nt
Organism: Gastrolobium bilobum
Lineage: Eukaryota; Viridiplantae; Streptophyta; Magnoliopsida; Fabales; Fabaceae
Exons: 8
Coding region: 175-720 (181 amino acids)
Source: RefSeq, a predicted model, not a curated record
UGGGGAUGCGUGCAUUCUUCUUUUUUGUUUAUAAGAGAAAACGCAUCUAAGCCCAACCAAUCAGAUCGCUUCCUUCCAACUAACUCUCUAGCUGAAUAAUCUUCGCACGUGUCAGCCUCGACUCAACCACCACUGACAUCGGCAUCGCAAUCUCCGCACGUGCCAACCAUUCCGAUGGCCAUGUCCGUCGAUCUCAACGACGUGUCCGAUUUCGAAGCCUUAGCCUCCGACGUUUACAUCUCCAUAUGUGGCUACGGUUCUCUCCUCUCCGAGACAAGUGCCAGAAGCACAUUCCCGGACCUCGUUAACUUCCGAAUCGCCAAGUUAACCGGCUUCCGCCGUGUCUUCACGGCGGUCGGAGGCUUCUUUUUCACUCACGCCGUCGCCAACAUCAAAACUGAGGAAAUUGCAGGCCUAUCUGUUGAGCCAUGUGAAGGUGAAACCAUUCUGGUCACUGUUUUUGAGAUUAAGAAAACAGAGAUUCCAGCCUUUAUUGAAAGGGAGCGCGAAUAUCGCUUUUUAGCUGUUAUCCCUGAAUCACUAGAUGGGAAGUCUUUUGCCAAUCCAGCAGUCCUUUGUGCUUCUUGCACCGAUGAGGAUUUCUUUAAAUUUAGAUGCAGUGAGGGCAGAGAAAUAUAUUUUCAACAAUAUGGAGAAUAUAUGAACCAUAAGAUUUGGCGGGAUGAUGUUUUACCAUGCCGUGUUUAUCUUCGUCACUGAUAAUCAUUGCAAACAUCUUCUAGAGAUUUGCAACAGACAUUUCUCUGGGGCGCUGGGGAGAUUGGUAUCAACUUCAAACAUGAUUAUUAUUCUUAAUAUCUCAAGUUGGCAAACCAUAUGUAUAUUACAAUACUUGUUGUCUUUUUGUGCUUUGUCUUUAUGAUCUUAAUGUGGAAGGACUAAAAUAAAUUGUUUUGUAGCCCCAAUACCAAAACAAAGCGAUUUGUUUUUGUAGCCCUUAGUUCGGGAAAGGGGUUGUAUGUCUCCGUUAUCUGCGGCAUCCAACUUUAUGAAUUAUCUAGCUCCUCCACGCUUUACUUUUAAUGAUUGGAAAUUGGAAUAACUGUAGUAAGCAAUUUUAUUUGAUAUGAGAGGUAUCCAUUGAUUCCAAUGCACAUUAGCUUAUAAACGCUAUCUGUUAGAUGAUAUUUGUAGGAUAUAUUAUAAUG